AGUAAACGCCGUUUUGGAAGGAAAAGCGCAGACUUGUAAUGCAUGUGGAUCCGCGCAGUGGCGCUGAAUUACCUCUCAAGGCAUUUGUACAAGUGUUUGCAGAGCAGAGGCGCAACUGGGAACUUGCAGGCUCACUACUAAAUCUCACAGCAAAUCCCUUUAGCUGCGAGUUGACAAGGCUCGACUGAUCUCUGAGGGAAGUUUCAGGAAAUGUAACAGGUGGAAGAGCCGAGAGAAUGAACUGUGGGCUGCCCUCUCGUUAGCGUCCCGGGCUAGCUGCUGCUGUGCGUGCUUGAAGGUGCCUGUAGGAGUCGGACAGGGAAACAACUGCUGCGCGCUGUUUCACACGGUCAGGUGGCACCAUGGAUGACAACAACCUGAGUGAUUCCAAUGUGAAGGUGGCUGUUCGUGUGCGACCGAUGAACAGGAGAGAAAAAGACCUGAAGACAAAAUGCGUGGUGGAAAUGGAGGGGAACCAAACUGUUUUGCAUCCAGCCAUCACCAACGUAAACAAAGGAGAUCCUCGGAAUCAGCCAAAAGUUUUUGCCUAUGAUCACUGUUUCUGGUCCAUGGAUGAAUCUCAGAAAGACAAGUUUGCAGGUCAGGAAGUAGUGUUCCAGUGUCUUGGAGAGAGUCUUCUGGACAACGCCUUCUUGGGCUACAACGCCUGCAUCUUUGCUUACGGACAGACAGGCUCCGGGAAGUCGUACACCAUGAUGGGCACAGCGGAGCAGCCCGGUCUGAUCCCUCGACUCUGCAGCUCCCUGUUCAGCAGGAUCGUGCAGGAGGCCCGGGAGGGAGAGACCUUCACCGUGGAGGUCUCCUUCAUGGAGAUCUACAACGAGAAGGUCCGAGACCUGCUCGACCCCAAAGGGAAUCGACAAGCGCUGAGAGUGAGAGAGCACAAAGUUUUGGGGCCGUACGUCGACGGCCUGUCUCGCCUGGCUGUGGCCAGCUACAAGGACAUCGAGUCCCUGAUGUCAGAGGGAAAUAAAUCUCGCACCGUGGCGGCGACAAACAUGAACGAAGAGAGCAGCAGAUCCCACGCUGUGUUCAACAUCAUCCUCACACACACACUCAUGGACCUGCAGUCUGGGACGAGCGGAGAGAAGGUGAGCAAGCUGAGUCUGGUGGAUCUGGCCGGCAGCGAACGGGCAGCUAAGACCGGAGCAGCGGGGGAAAGACUGAAAGAAGGCAGCAACAUCAAUAAAUCUCUCAGUACUCUGGGUUUAGUGAUCUCGGCCUUGGCUGAUCAUGGAGCAGGGAAGAACAGGAGCAAGUUUGUUCCCUACAGAGACUCUGUGCUCACCUGGCUGCUCAAGGACAGUCUGGGAGGGAACAGCCGCACCGCCAUGGUCGCCACCAUCAGCCCGGCGGCGGACAACUUCGACGAGACGCUGUCCACCUUGCGUUACGCCGACAGGGCCAAGAACAUCGUCAACCACGCCGUGGUCAACGAAGACCCUAACGCCAGGAUCAUCAGAGAGCUCAGAGAGGAAGUGGAGAAACUGAGGGAGCAGCUCACCGUGGCCGAGUCUAUGAAGGCCCCCGAGCUGAAGGAUCGACUGGAGGAGUCUGAGAAACUGAUCCAAGAGAUGACAGUUACAUGGGAGGACAAACUCAGAAAUACUGAGGCUAUUGCACAGGAGCGUCAGAGGCAGCUGGAGAGCUUGGGCAUUUCCCUGCAGUCGUCUGGCAUCAGAGUGGUGGAUGACAAGUGUUUCCUGGUCAACCUGAACGCUGAUCCUGCCCUCAAUGAGCUGCUGGUUUACUACUUGAAGGAGCACACACGUGUGGGCUCAGCCAACUCGCAGGACAUCCAACUAUGCGGGAUGGCCAUCCAAGCCGAGCACUGCAUCAUCGACAUCACAGAGAACAACGGUGUGAUGCUCACUCCUCACCGCAAUGCUCGAACGUGUGUGAACGGUGCCGUAGUCACCAGUCCGAUCCAGCUUCAUCACGGAGACCGAAUCCUGUGGGGAAACAACCACUUCUUCAGGAUCAACCUGCCCAGACAUAUGGCACACGCAGGGGGUGAGGAUGAGGAUGGUGGCGCUGUGAUGAAAACCUGUUUGAGCACCGACCGCCUGGAGGUAGACUUUGACGCAUCCAGCGACGUGUCGAGCGAGUUGAGCUUCGGCUACGAGCACGCCCAGGCCGAAGUCAUGAUGAAAGGCAUGGGCAACAACGACCCUUUGCAGUCAGUGUUACAGACCUUGGAAAGGCAGCAUGAGGAGGAGAAGCGCUGCGCCUUGGAGCGCCAGAGGCAGAUGUACGAACAGGAGCUGCAGCUGCUUCGCCGGCGGCUCACCCCCGAGAAACCCCCCCACCUCCUGGAUCUCACAGGCCUGCCGCCCAGUGCCGCCGCUGCUGCAGCCGGGUCGUUACCUGGCUCCCACAAACGCAUGCGGCGCUGGAGUGAGGACAGAGAGGCCAUGAUGACUCGCAGCCUGCGGCGUCUGAGGGAGCAGAUAGUUCGGGCCAACCUGUUGGCUCAGGAGGCCGGCUUCAUCGCAGAGGAGCUCAACAAGAGGACAGAGUACUUGGUCACCUUGCAGAUACCUGCUGCCAACCUGGACGCUAACAGGAAGCGUGAUGCGGUGCUGAGCGAGCCGGCCAUCCAGGUUCGCCGUAAAGGUAAAGGGAAGCAGAUCUGGGCUCUGGAGAAGAUGGAGAACAGGCUGGUGGACAUGAGGGAGCUCUACCAAGAGUGGAAGGACUUUGAUGAGGACAACCCUGUGAUGCGUUCCUAUUUCAAACGUGCCGACCCGUUCUUCGACGAGCAGGAGAACCACAGUCUGAUCGGCGUGGCCAACGUUUUCCUGGCCUGCCUGUUCUACGACGUCAAGCUGCAGUAUGCCGUGCCCAUCAUCAACCAGAAGGGAGAGGUGGCAGGUCGGCUGCAUGUGGAACUGUGGCGAGGAACAGAAGGCUCGGAGGAGGAAAGUUCAGGACAGUUUGACACUUGGCAGAGCAACGCAGACGGAGAUCUGCAGGAGCGCAAACUGGACUGUGUGGUAAAAAUCCUCCAGGCCACUGGUCUCCCCCGCCACCUGUCUAACUUCGUCUUCUGCCAGUAUCACUUUUGGGGGCAGGAGGAGCCCGUGUUCAUCGCCCCGGAGAUGGCGUCGUCCAACUCGUCAUCCGCCUCCAGAGACCCUCAGUGCACGGUGGUCUUUGACAGUGCCAAGGAGUUGUCUGUGUCGGUGUCGGAGGACUUUGUGGAGUUUUUGUCCGAGGGGGCGGUGGCCAUUGAAGUGUACGGCCACAAACAGGCCAACCAUCGCAGGAACCUGGCACUGUGGGACCUCGGAGUGAUUCAGGCAAAGACCAGAUCCCUCAGAGAGAGGUGGAGUGAGGUGACUCGCCGGCUGGAGCUGUGGGUGCAGCUGAUGGAGCUGAACGAGGCGGGGGAGUUCACAGCUGUGGAGGUGCUUCCUGCCAAGGACGUACGCACUGGAGGAAUCUUUCAGCUCAGACAGGGUCAGUCCCGUCGGGUCCAGGUGGAGGUGCGUUCGGUGCCGGAUUCGGGCACCAUGCCCCUCAUCACAGCCUCCAUCCUGUCUGUGACCAUCGGAGACGUCAAGAUCCGGCAGACGCGCGUCUCAAGAGGCAGCGAAUCGCAAUGGGAUGCAGAUGAAGAAAUGGACAGCUACCAAGAGGUAGACCUGGAGAGGAUGCGGGAACAGUGGCUGGUCACGCUCACUCAGAGACAGGAGUAUCUGGACCAGCAGCUACAGAAGAUAGUGUCCAAACCAGAUAAGUCAGAGGACGAUGUUGAGAGGGAAUCUCAGCUGCUGGAGUGUCGUCUGACCCUCACUGAAGAGCGCAACGCUGUUCUGGUGCCGUCAGCUGGCAGCGGCAUCCCUGGAGCACCGGUAGAAAGGGUUCCUGUCCCUGGAAUGGAAACACACAUUCCUGUCCUGUUCCUGGAUCUCAGUGCUGAUGAUUUUCAGGCCAAUCUUUCAGCCCCGCUGGCCGGGGGGCUGGAUGCGUUUCUCGGAGGCGAGGAUGAGGAUGACUUCUUUGACCUUCAAAUUGUCAAACACUAUGAUCCAGAGGUGAAAGUGGAGGCAUCCUGGGACUCAACCGUCCACGAGUGCCCCCAGCUGAGCCGCGUGGCUUCGGCCGACCAGAGGGUCUACCUGACGGUCCGCGCGCUGGUACAGCUGAGCCACCCGGCCCACAUGCAGCUGGUCCUCAGGAAACGCAUCUGUGUUAAUGUCACCGGAAGACAGGGUUUUGCCCAAAGCCUGCUGAAGAGGAUGUCCCAGCGCAGCACCAUCCCCGGCUGUGGAGUCACCUUCGAAAUCGUCUCUAACAUACCGGGCGACAUCCACGGCCCAGAGGACAGGGAGAUGCUGGCCCGACUGGCCGCCAGCACCGAGGAGGACCAGUCAGCUGACAACGAGGCAGCCAUAGAGAAAUACCUGCGCAGCGUCCUGGCUGUGGAGAACAUCCUCACUCUGGACAGACUCAGACAGGAGGUGGCUGUGAGAGAACAGCUGGCUGUCAGAGGGAAAGCUUCCAGACGCUGCCUCAGCACUCCAAACAUCAACCGGUUGUCAUCCAGCAGUCUGGAUCUCUACUCCUCCAUUCAUAAGCUCAAUGACUUCAAGGGCUGGGAUAGUCACCAGGAUCUGUCUGCGGCGCCUCCUCCAUCCAGACGCACACUGCCCAGCUCCAUAUCCCAGAACCUGAACCCAGAGACCGUGCAUUCAGGCUUUGCUGCGUCUUAUCUCUCUACAGUGAAGGCCGUCCCCAAGCUGCUGAAGUCGCUGCUUCCUGGUGGGAAAGAAGAUAGUAGAGACCAGACAGCUGUCCAUCAGCAGGUACACUCAAGUUUGCCUCGUAUCAUGGUGCAGUCGGCCAGUGUUGAAGAGGGAAUGAGCAAACAACAGCAGCCGGUUCCCAUUGAGGAAAUCAUCCCUCCCGAGAUCCAAAUGGAGAGCCCCAGAUCCAUGCCCCUCCCUCCGCCAAUUAUCCCAGAGACUGAAGACUUCACCCCCAGCCCAGUGAGCGAAGCGUCCAGUGGCUACAUGUCAACCAGUAUAUCCACGGCAACGCUGUCAGACGUCUACACGCUGAGCUGGGACCUGCCUUCAUCAUCCGGCUGCAGGGCUGACAGUUUUGAGGCUGUGCCAAAUAAAGAGGAAGAGGAAAAUAAAAUGACGCAGGAAUCCUCACCUCUGUCUGUUACCUCACAAUCCGACGCUGACCUUGAAUCUCCUCUUGCGGACCAAUCAGAACCUCUGGAGUCAUCGCAGGUUUUGAACGGCAAGGCACCCGCAGAGGUAACUGACUUGCCACAGUCCAAACCAAACGAUACUCUGUGUGAUGCUAAUCUCAGUCCACAAGAACCAAAUCAGUCUGCGUCGGUCCAGUUGAAGGAGCUAGAAGAGCCUGAUCUAGUUGCAGAAUCAGACUUGCCAGGCCAGACCAAACAAAAGCAAGACUCAACAACUGACCAUGUUGGAUCAGAGCAAUUAGACAGUUCAGAGCCACUCAAAGAUUCAUUGUUGGUACAAGAGAAUGAAACCAAGCAGAUAGAAUUACAACAAACAGACAACUUAAAACCAGAGACCUCUAUGACAGAAGAUUUUAAGCUGGAUAACGACACAGAUGACACCGCUGACAAGACAGAAUCUGAACUCCCAGUCCAUAAUGAAACACAACCAUCUGCACAAGAAGGUCAAAGUCAGUUGGAAAUGAUCGUCCCACUGCCACAACAGCCUGAACAAGACCAGAAAGCCUUGGACAAUUCUCAAGAUACAGCUCCAAACCUGAUCCCAGUUUUGUCUGAAGUCUCGGCAACUACUCCUGUGCCAUCUGGGAACUCAGUUCUUCAAACUGCAACCCAGGAACAAUCCCUUUCCGAGGCCUCAGACCCAGAUGGUGCCUCUAUGCCGACUUCAUCUUUAUCCACAGAUGAGGUGCAACAUGAAGCAACUGUUGGCGCAUCUACCAGAGCUGCUGAAACUCCAGCUUCUUCUUUGUCCAAUGUUCAGCCUUCUAAACCCACUGCAUCAGCGGUCAACCCUUUCAAGAUCCAGAAAGUGAAGUCAUCUGAUCUUAAGUCCUUUCACCGUAUCCUGGGCGAGGAGGAGGAGAUUCCUGGGCAGGUGGAGCGGGCCGCCAGCGUUGGAGCAGGACUCAACCUCUCUGUGCCAAUGGAAAGCCUGGAAAUCAUCUCAGACUCUGAAGGAGAUGCAGCUGCUACCACCGUUCUUCCUGACUGGUUGAAAGAAGGGGAGUUUGUGACUGUUGGGACCAAUAAAAGCGGCACCGUCCGUUACGUUGGACCCACAGAUUUUGCAGAGGGCACCUGGGUGGGAGUGGAACUGGAGGUACCAGCAGGAAAGAAUGAUGGCUCGGUAGGCGGAAAGCACUACUUCCACUGUAACCCUGGUUACGGUGUACUGGUGAAGCCAGACAGGGUGAGCCGAGGUGGCAGCAAACGCCGUCGCCACCAGCAACAACAGAAGCGCCGCAGUGCUAAUUUAUCUGGAUCCAGCCCAAACCUGGCAGCCCUUACCGCUCUGGCUAAAGGCGAAGGUGGAGGGGCAUCACCCGGCCGCAGCAGAGGAGAGAACCGCAAGUCCUGGAACACUUGAGAAGAGGGGUCUCCGCUUAAUGGGUAAUUGCUGGACUCCCAGUUAGCUGUCACCUCCACACCCAGCGUCUGGUUGAUGUGAUCAUCUUUCAGAAAGAGUGACAAUUCACCGAAUCUGGUACAGUUUUCACUCCACACUCCUCUGGUGGGAGAGGGAACCUUCUCAUCACAUCUUUAUCACUCAUCAUCUGCUAUAGGCUGUAUUCCCACCUGGGAAUACUUAGUAUUUGAAAACUACAGAGAAAUAUUGAAUGUUUUAUCAGAAAAUGUGAAUGUUUUUAGGCAUGUAGAUGCAAAUAACAACCAUUUCUCUUUAAUGAAUUUCAUUUACGCCAAGAUUUCAUGUUUUUAAAUGGUGGAUAUCUCCUUGUGGAAAGGGUUUUUUUCCUGUGACAACAGUAUAUUACAAUCAAAACACUGCCUCAAAAUCAGCACAUUUUGUCUCCAUCAAUGUGCUCUGCUACUUGCCAAGCAGAAGUACAUUGGGGUCAAAUAUUAAUAAUAAAAAAAUCACUGGAUUAUGUUGUCAGACUUCAAAGGUGGCACAUCACUUGUAAGUGCUCAUACUGUACAUCUACUGUUCAAAAUAUAUUAUGCAGCUGCAUGUUGGAGUCUCAUAAAUUACUUCAAAACCUUUUGUAAUGUUGAUUGGAUGCUGUUAUUUUAUUGUUGUGCCUUGAAAUAUCAUGACUACUACUCAAACAAAUGUGCCUUAGUGAGAAAUUAGCAUGUUUUUCCUGUGUUGUGCGGUUGAAAACUGUUCAUGAACUGUUUUAAGGAGCUUAUUGUAGCUCUUGAAUGUGUAUUUCUACUGUUUUAGAAACAAACUUGCACUCUUUUUCCUGACAAAUUCCACUGAAAUUUU
Molecule: messenger RNA, 7478 nt
Organism: Thunnus maccoyii (southern bluefin tuna)
Lineage: Eukaryota; Metazoa; Chordata; Actinopteri; Scombriformes; Scombridae
Product: kinesin-like protein KIF13B
Exons: 42
Coding region: 363-6614 (2083 amino acids)
Biological process (GO): microtubule-based movement; regulation of protein localization
Cellular component (GO): adherens junction
Molecular function (GO): microtubule motor activity; cell adhesion molecule binding; microtubule binding
Source: RefSeq, a predicted model, not a curated record